This is a messenger RNA of Parasteatoda tepidariorum (common house spider), 880 nucleotides long. It is a transcript of the gene AP-1sigma, whose product is annotated as AP-1 complex subunit sigma-2. The record is from RefSeq and is a predicted model, not a curated record. Gene Ontology annotation, biological process: intracellular protein transport; vesicle-mediated transport. Lineage: Eukaryota; Metazoa; Arthropoda; Arachnida; Araneae; Theridiidae. Gene Ontology annotation, cellular component: AP-1 adaptor complex; membrane coat. Gene Ontology annotation, molecular function: clathrin-cargo adaptor activity.
UCACAAGGAUGAAAUGAAGUGAAGCUAUAAAUGUUGACAAAUUCUACUGCAACAGUGCAGACGGAACGAACUAUAAUUUUGUUUCCGUUACCACUGUAUUAAUUUUAAUAAUUUUUUACUUAUCUCAUUAACAUUCCAUAUUUUAUUUAUAAAAAUGAUGCAAUUUAUGCUUUUAUUUAGCCGGCAAGGUAAGUUGAGACUUCAAAAGUGGUAUGUUGCUCAUCCUGAUCGACUAAAAAAGAAAAUAACUAGAGAAUUGGUUACUACAAUUUUAACCAGAAAACCAAAAAUGUGUUCUUUUCUGGAAUGGAGAGAACUGAAAGUUGUUUAUAAAAGGUAUGCAAGUUUAUACUUCUGUUGUGCCGUAGAACAGUGUGAUAAUGAACUUCUUACUUUGGAGAUUAUUCACCGCUAUGUGGAACUUCUGGAUAAAUAUUUUGGAAGUGUUUGUGAACUUGAUAUCAUUUUCAACUUUGAAAAAGCUUAUUUUAUUCUUGAUGAAUUACUUCUUGGGGGAGAAAUCCAGGAAACUAGCAAAAAGAAUGUUUUAAAAGCUAUAGCUGCACAAGAUCUACUACAAGAGGAGGAGACACCACAAGGAUUUUUUGAAGACCAUGGUUUAGGAUAAAAGUUGAAGACUUGAAAUCUUACAAAAGAAACACACAGCAAAUCUUAUGAAAAGGACGGGAACAUAGUUAUAGGCUUUCUAAAUAUAUAUGAUUAUCACAAUCUGCUUAAAAUAUUUCUUUUACUAUGCACUUAUAUAUAUUUUGCCUAAGAUGUUGACUGUUUAAUAUGAUCUAUUGUAGCUUGUUUUAUAAGAUUUUAAUGAAGUUUAUUGUGGCUGAAUGUAUGAAUUCCAUUAAAUUAUGUAUUUUAA